Messenger RNA from Camelina sativa (false flax), 597 nucleotides. The record is from RefSeq and is a predicted model, not a curated record. Lineage: Eukaryota; Viridiplantae; Streptophyta; Magnoliopsida; Brassicales; Brassicaceae.
AUGAGGAGAAACUUUGAUUCUGCUUUUGGUGUUGAAUAUUUUUCUACCAAUAUACUUAAUAGUGCCAAAUAUGAAAUUGAACGUGUCAAUAGUGUCAUGGAUUCUAACCCCAAUAUUUGGAUUCCUGUUUCUCUUCCUCCAGAUUUUCUUGGUAAUCAUGGCAAAGUUUUGAAUCCAACACCUCUUAAUUUCGUUUAUCCGGACCAUGAUCAUGAUGGUCCUCAUCAUUAUGCUGAUGUGUUUUCUUUGUCAUCAAAGCAAAACCAUGUUCCCCAAGAUCGUCGAUCUUUGAAGAAAAUUCUCAAACCAACCAAAACUUUUGAUUCUGAAGAAGAUAAGAAAAGUGGUGAUGAUAAGUAUGAUGGUCGUACACAUAGUAUACCACGUGAAAAAAAUGGUCCAUAUACAUGUCCCAAAUGCAAUGAGGUGUUUGAUACUUCUCAAAAAUUUGCUGCACAUAUGUCACUACACUACAAGAGUGAGACGAACAAAGAAAGAGCUCGGAGACUUCGUGCAAGGAACAAAAGAAAAUAUCGUAAGUUCAUGGCGACUCUCAGAAGACCAAAACAGAGAAUGGAAUUGGUAGCAGUUGAAUAA